ACCCCUUCCUAUUUCUAGUAACAAUUCCACCUUCCUUUCUUCCUGUUCCUUUCCCUUCCCCACACACACUUACUGUGUGUUUUCUCCCCACCACACAUUCAUUCUCAAACACAACAAACUCAUCUUCUCAAACCAAUCACUUACAGAUCAAUAACAACUUCUUUUUAACAAAAAAACAUCCAAAAUCAAUGGCGAGAGGCAAAAUCCAAAUUAAGAAGAUCGAAAACUCGACGAACAGGCAGGUAACUUAUUCGAAGAGGAGGAACGGGUUGUUUAAGAAGGCGAGUGAGCUCACUGUGUUGUGUGAUGCAAAAGUCUCCAUUAUUAUGGUUUCCUGUACUGAUAAGCUUCAUGAAUACAUCAGUCCUUCCAUUACGAUGAAGCAGUUUUUUGAUCAGUAUCAGAAGGCAUCUGGAGUGGAUCUUUGGAACUCUCAUUAUCAGAAAAUGCAAGAUGAACUGAGACAGCAGAAAGAGGUGAACAGAAAUCUUAGGAAGCAAAUUAGGCAAAGAUUGGGUGAUUGCUUGGAAGAUUUAAGUUUUGAAGAAUUGCUUGCACUUGAAAAAGAUUCACAGGAGGCUGUUUAUGUUAUUCGUGAGCGCAAGCUCAAAGUAAUUGGUAAUAAAGUGGAGACUUCAAAGAAGAAGGUGAGGAGUGCCCAAGAUGUCUACAAAAAACUCAUGCAUGAAUUUGACAUAAGAGGAGAGGAUCCACAAUACGGAUUGAUAGAAAAUGGAAUAGAAUAUGACAAUGUAUAUGGAUACCCGCAAAUGGGUGCACCACCACAUAUUCUGACUCUACGGUUGCAGCCGGACCAUCCCAACAAUCUUCAUGGUUCGGUCACCACCACUGGACCCACGGCAUCUGAUCUCACCACAUAUGGCUUGCUUGGUUAGCUAUUAGUUAAUAACUAAAGUUCAAUUUUAAGACAAAUCAAUUGUGUGUCGACUUGUUCAUAAGGUUUUGCCUCGUUUGAUUGGCUUAUGAUAUUAUCACUUUGUGUGGUUACUUUUUAUGUUUUCAAGAACUAGUACUCUAGUGGUAAUUCACAUAUUCGCAUAUAUGGUGUUUGAUUUGUUUA
Molecule: messenger RNA, 1081 nt
Organism: Helianthus annuus (common sunflower)
Lineage: Eukaryota; Viridiplantae; Streptophyta; Magnoliopsida; Asterales; Asteraceae
Product: agamous-like MADS-box protein AP3
Exons: 7
Coding region: 189-896 (235 amino acids)
Biological process (GO): positive regulation of transcription by RNA polymerase II
Cellular component (GO): nucleus
Molecular function (GO): protein dimerization activity; DNA-binding transcription factor activity, RNA polymerase II-specific; RNA polymerase II cis-regulatory region sequence-specific DNA binding
Source: RefSeq, a predicted model, not a curated record